AUGUCGCAGAGUGCCAUGUCCGAGACCUACGUGUCUCAGAACAUCUUGUAUUUUGAGGAACUCUCUGAAAGUGGUAAAACCAAUUUCCUGUUUAAGUUCUUGGUCAUAGGAAAUGCUGGAACUGGAAAAUCCUGUUUACUACACCAAUUUAUUGAAAAGAAAUUCAAAGAUGACUCAAAUCAUACUAUAGGAGUGGAAUUUGGUUCAAAGAUCAUAAAUGUUGGUGGUAAAUAUGUAAAAUUGCAGAUAUGGGAUACAGCAGGACAAGAGAGAUUCAGGUCUGUAACGAGGAGUUACUAUAGAGGAGCUGCUGGUGCUUUGCUUGUCUAUGAUAUAACCAGCCGGGAAACAUACAAUGCGCUUACUAAUUGGUUGACGGAUGCAAGAAUGUUAGCAAGUCAAAAUAUUGUGAUAAUACUGUGUGGAAACAAAAAGGAUCUUGAUGCAGAUCGUGAAGUUACUUUUUUAGAAGCAUCCCGGUUUGCACAAGAAAACGAGCUGAUGUUCUUGGAAACAAGUGCACUAACGGGGGAAAAUGUUGAAGAGGCAUUUGUACAGUGUGCAAGAAAAAUACUCAAUAAAAUUGAAUCAGGAGAACUGGAUCCAGAAAGAAUGGGCUCAGGUAUUCAGUAUGGAGAUGCUGCCCUGAGACAGCUGAGAUCACCACGUAGAGCACAAGCACAAAGUGCUCAAGAAUGUGGGUGUUAAAGAAACAAACCACAAAAUCUCAAAUACUCACUUUACAUACAGAAGCUCUCCUUGCAAAUGGUGUUUGAAGAAACAGAAAAGCUUGAAGGCUGUGCAGUUUUUAAAAACAUCUUUCCGCUAUCUACAAACAGAGCAGACAACUGCUGACAAAAAGGUGUACCGUGUGGUAUGGAGCAGCAAUGUUCAUGUGACACAACAGUCUGCGAAGUGAACUUGAUAAUUUGGUGGACUCAUAUCUGUAUGUAAACAUUUUCCAUUACCUAUUUUUGUUCUUUCACCUCUAGUUUAAAGCAUUGCUAUAUACUGUAAAUAAUGUAACAGUAAAUUUACAAAGCAUGGUAUACUUACUUAUGCUGAUAGAAUGUUGCACUACAAGCAGUUUAAUAUUUUAUUUUUUUAUCGUAUAAACAAAUUUAACUAAGGUAGGCUUUGUCACGUUUGUUUGUUGCACAAUAGUUUAUAUUUAUGACCUGA
This is a messenger RNA of Gavia stellata (red-throated loon), 1182 nucleotides long. RefSeq names its product RAB4A, member RAS oncogene family (gene RAB4A). The record is from RefSeq and is a predicted model, not a curated record. Gene Ontology annotation, cellular component: postsynaptic recycling endosome. Lineage: Eukaryota; Metazoa; Chordata; Aves; Gaviiformes; Gaviidae. The coding region runs from base 1 to 708 and encodes 235 amino acids. Gene Ontology annotation, molecular function: GTP binding; GTPase activity. The transcript has 9 exons. Gene Ontology annotation, biological process: Rab protein signal transduction; regulation of endocytosis.